AUGGGCGCCUAUCUCUAUAAGUGCCUAUCUCUUUGGGCGCCUAUCUCUAUGGGCGCCUAUCUCUAUGGGCGCCUAUCUCUAGGGGCACCUAUCUCUAGUGGCGCCUAUCUCUAUGGGCGCCUAUCUCUAGGGGCGCCUAUCUCUAUGGGCGCCUAUCUCUAUGGGCGCCUAUCUCUAUGGGCGCCUAUCUCUAUGGGCGCCUAUCUCUAUGUGCGCCUAUCUCUAUGGGCGCCUAUCUCUAUGGGCGCCUAUCCCUAUGGGUGCCUAUCUCUUUGGGCGCCUAUCUCUAUGGGCGCCUAUCUCUAUGGGCGCCUAUCCCUAUGGGUGCCUAUCUCUUUGGGCGCCUAUCUCUAUGGGCGCCUAUCUCUAGGGGUGCCUAUCUCUAUGGGCGCCUAUCUCUAUGGGCGCCUAUCUCUAUGGGCGCCUAUCUCUAUGGGUGCCUAUCUCUUUGGGCGCCUAUCUCUAUGGGCGCCUAUCUCUAGGGGCGCCUAUCUCUAG
This is a messenger RNA of Closterium sp. NIES-65, 498 nucleotides long. The record is from the annotation of a GenBank genome assembly. NCBI's taxonomy places the organism in Eukaryota, Viridiplantae, Streptophyta, Zygnematophyceae, Desmidiales, Closteriaceae.